AUGGCUUCUACAUCGUCAUCGACCGCAGUGGCCGCCAUGGCACAGCGCGCAUCGGAUCAAUAUCUUACAUGUCGUCGAAAUGUUACGGCCAAGGUGGAUGAAGUGAAGCUGCUAGAUGAGCAAAUUUCUGCCGCGUUUCAACAGAUUACGGCAUUGUCCGAAGCUCCCGAGGGUCAGGAGGAGCUUUCGGAGGAAGCUAAGGCUGCAAUCAAGAGUGUUGGUCGAUUGGAGGUUACUCUGGCUGGUGUAGAGGGAGAAGAACCCGUACCAAAUGCCAUGAUCACUGUUUCCUUGGACCCAGAAUACGACGCUGACGAGUACGAGACCGUGGAGGAAGUUGUCGAGAAGAAGGACGUCGUUGUGACGGACGAACAUGGAAACGUGGUAGAGGAUGGCCAGGUGUCAGAGAAGGACGAUGAAGGUUCGCCUCGGAAGCUUAAGACGACCACGAAAAUUACUCGCACGAUCAUUAAGAAACGUGUUAAGAAGGAGAAGACGCCGGUGGUCCGAACGAUUCCAUGGACGUCUGGUACAAAGAGUCAAGAAGAUAUGGACAAGACGGAGAUGUUGACCUUCCCUGUUACGUUUGUAUUCGACCCUGUGCAAUCACGCGAGGCUGUCGUGAUUGUUACGGUUGCUGCAGCUGACGAGGAUGAAGAUGAGACCGAGCCGGUAAAGGAGAUUGAGUUUACUGUAUCGUCACUUUUUCACAAUAAUACACUGGAUAGAUGGUACUCGGCUGCGGACGAGGAAGAAGAGGAGGAGCUUACAAGCAUUACGGAGAUCGUGGAAAAGGCUGUGAAGGCGACUAUCAAGGAGGAGGUAGCUGCUGAGGAGACCGAGCAGGUUGAAGAGACCGAUGUUAAGAAGAUUCAGGAUGCCGAAGAUGCGGACACUUUGGCGAAAGUCGAGAAAACAGAUGAAACUGGGAAAAACGAGGAACCCAACAGCACUGCGGACUCCGACAACACCGAGAAGGACGGAAAUACCGAGGAAGCUGUGAAGACUGUGGACACCGAAAAGAAUGAGGAAGCUGCGAAGACUGAGGAUAACGAGAAGAGUGAGGACGGUGAAAAGAUUGAGGAAGCUGCGAAGACUGAGGAUAGCGAGAAGACCGAGGAAGGCGAAAAGCAUGAGACUAUGGAUGAGGUUAAACAGGUUGAAGAUACCGCAAAGGUUGAAUCAGCCGGAGAGGUUGAGGAAAACAAACCGACAGGCAGUCGUUUUCACGUAAAGGCGAAUUUCGUGAUGUCUGAGGCCGAAAAGCUGAGCAUUUCCGUCGUCGCUUUGUCCAAGAAGAAGCAGGAAGCAGAAGCUGCGCUACUUGUGUUGGAGCGCGAGGCUGCAAGUUUGCGCACCAAGUACGAUCGCCUUAACGCAAGCCAGCGUCAGUUGAGCGCAUCCAGCAUUUCCAAGCCAAAGACAAACCUUCUUGGCGGCCGCUUUGGCGUUAGUAGUGUGCCAAUGCAGCGCAAAUCGUGGUACCAAAGCUCCCGCGAACGCACGAACGCGUUCAUUACAAAGCACCAGCACCUUCUUAUUAGCGUUGCCAUGUUCACUGGCAGCGUGUGUCUUUUUCACUUUAACGGUGAGAAUCUGCUAGCUUAA
This is a messenger RNA of Peronospora belbahrii, 1608 nucleotides long. The record is from the annotation of a GenBank genome assembly. Lineage: Eukaryota; Oomycota; Peronosporomycetes; Peronosporales; Peronosporaceae.